Molecule: messenger RNA, 3602 nt
Organism: Eremomyces bilateralis CBS 781.70
Lineage: Eukaryota; Fungi; Ascomycota; Dothideomycetes; Eremomycetales; Eremomycetaceae
Product: chitin synthase
Exons: 6
Coding region: 396-3158 (920 amino acids)
Cellular component (GO): cell periphery; cell septum
Molecular function (GO): chitin synthase activity
Source: RefSeq, a predicted model, not a curated record
GUCAUGUCCUAUAACCGCCUCGGUGAGUAACGCUGUCAUUUCUAUUCCUCCUCUCGGUCCCAUGGUUCGGGGAAUUCGAUGCUCCAGUUUGUUAGAAGUUGGACCCUCGACCCAUUUGUUUGUCUGUGGAUCCUUCAAAGUUCAAACCUUUAAACAUUAGUGCCUUACCGUCGCCCUUACAUACAAUAUCCGCCCCCCCCGCAUUCCUCCCCUAAUCUACGCCAAGGGAUGCGCAAUUUCCUUUGGCUCCUCAUACAUUUUCAUACACUCGUUUCAUCGUUCGACGUUUCUGAUUAUUUCCGCUAACAUCUUUCGCUGUCGCUCAAGGCUCUGUUGGCGGCCACACUGACGACGAUUACGACGACCGAUACCACGCCUCCCAGGAACAGGUCCCGAUGAACAACCUCCCACAGAAUCGAAUCGCCUCACCUGGGCACCCGAAUCAGGGUUACCAGCUGGAAGAACGCUAUGGCUCGCCGUUAGAAAUACCUGUCGGUCCUGGUCCCGGUCCAGGCACGCCAUCGGAUCGAUUACAAGGGCAGCCGACCUAUUCGGUCGAGGGAAUGCACAAUUCAUUCGGCCAUAACGAACAAUACGACACCACCUAUCCCCCUCAACACCAGCCCCGUCCAGGCGACUAUGCCCUCAACCCCGACGACCACCAUGACGCAUACUUCUCGCAACCGUACAACCCUUCGCCGCAAGAGGGCCGGCCGCAAGAGGGCCGGCCGCUCAAUCAAUAUUCCUCUCAGGAAGGAGGAUGGCACGACUAUGAUGACGAUAGGCCAAUUCUCCAACCCGACAAUGUCUACGGUCCGGAUCCCCACAGCCCUGCCAGUCCACAUGCGCAGGAUCCCUUCCAAGGUGCAUAUACGGACGCGGCUCCUCAACCGACCCCGAGCCCUGCGCCGGUGCCGAUUCGGAGAUGGAAGACCGUCAAAGAGGUGCAAUUGUUCCAGGGCAACCUCGUCCUCGAUUGUCCCAUCCCUCCCCGACUCCUGAAUCAAGUCCCGCAUGCGCAAGCUCCGGAACGCGAUGAAUUCACCCACAUGCGCUACUCCGCCGCGACGUGCGACCCGUCGAACUUUUUCGAGGAGCGCUUCACGCUGCGCCAGCGGCUGUUCGCCAAACCGCGUCAUACGGAGCUGUUCAUCGUCAUCACCAUGUACAACGAGGAGGACGAGCUGUUCGCGCGGACGAUGAUCGGCGUGAUCAAGAACAUCGAGUACAUGAAUUCGCGCACAAGCAGUAAGACGUGGGGAAAGGAUGCCUGGAAGAAGAUCGUCGUGUGUGUGGUCAGUGACGGUCGUGCGAAGAUCAAUCCGCGAACGAGAGCCGUCCUAGCUGCCAUGGGGGUUUACCAGGACGGCAUCGCGAAGCAGCAGGUCAAUGGGAAGGACGUGACGGCGCAUAUCUACGAGUAUACGUCGCAGAUGGCGCUCGAGAUCAAGCGUGGCGUGGUCCAGGUGAAACGAGGAAGCACCCCGAUUCAGAUGCUCUUCUGUCUUAAAGAGAAGAACCAAAAGAAGAUCAAUUCGCAUCGAUGGUUCUUCCAGGCGUUCGGUACCGUGCUCGACCCGAACAUUUGCGUGUUGAUCGACGCCGGCACGCGUCCCGGGAAGGAUUCCAUUUACCAUCUGUGGAAGGCCUUCGACCUGGAGCCGAUGUGCGCCGGGGCGUGCGGUGAGAUUAAGGCCAUGUUGAAUAAAGGCAGGAACCUUAUCAAUCCCCUGGUCGCGACGCAGAAUUUCGAGUACAAGAUGAGCAAUAUCCUCGAUAAGCCGUUCGAAUCCGCCUUUGGCUUCAUCUCCGUGUUGCCCGGCGCCUUCUCCGCCUACCGAUGGAUGGCGUUGCAGAACGACAAGACCGGACAGGGACCGCUCGAGAAGUACUUCCUUGGGGAGAAGCUCCACGGCGCCAACGCCGGCGUUUUCCAGGCGAACAUGUACCUGGCCGAGGAUCGAAUCCUCUGCUUCGAACUGGUCUCCAAACGCAACUGCUCGUGGAUCCUGCAGUACGUCAAGUCCGCUAACGGCGAGACGGACGUGCCCACGGAGAUGUCCGACUUCAUCCUACAGCGUCGUCGAUGGUUGAACGGCUCCUUCUUCGCCGCGGUGUACGCCCUCGCGCACGCGUUUACCAUCUUCCGCAGCGACCACUCGUUCCUGCGAAAGGUCAUGUUCCUGUUCGAGUUCCUCUACCAAACCAUCAGCAUGAUCUUCGCCUGGUUCGCCAUCGGAAACUUCUUCCUGGUGUUCCGUAUUCUGACCGACUCGUUGCGCGACCCGCUGCUGCUGGGGACUGCGGGGAGGAUUUUGGCGAUCGUGUUUCAGUGGCUGUAUGUGGCGGUGCUGGUCACUUGUUUCGUGCUCGCGCUGGGGAACCGGCCGCAGGGCUCGAAUAAGUUUUACAUGAGCAUGGUGUACUUCUGGUGUCUCAUCAUGGGGUAUCUGAUGUUCGCAUCGAUCUACAUUACGGUGCGGGGCAUUCAAGAGGAGACCAAGGAUGGCGAUUUCAGCGUCUCGGAACUCUACAAGAACCCGCUCUUCUUUACGCUUAUUGUGUCUCUUCUCUCCACCUACGUCAUGUACUUCAUUGCAUCCUUCCUCUUCUUUGACCCAUGGCACAUGUUCACUUCGUUCAUCCAAUACCUCCUCCUAACCCCGACGUACAUCAACAUCCUCAACGUCUACGCCUUCUGCAACACCCACGACAUCUCCUGGGGUACCAAAGGCGACGACAAAGCCGAGAAGCUCCCCUCCGCUAACACCAAGCCCGGCGGUAAAGUCGCCGUCGACAUCCCCACCGACGACGCCGACCUCAAUACCCAAUACGAGACUGAAUGCCGCGUCUUCGCCUCCAAGUACGAGGUCCCCAAGAAGAUCCCCUCCCCCUCUGACAAGCAGGAGGACUACUACAAGGGCUUCCGCAGCGCCGUCGUGCUGCUGUGGAUGUUCACCAACCUCGCCCUGUGCGCCGUCGUGCUGGCCACGGGGGGGCUACAGGUCUCCGUCGAUCCGGAGAAGCGGGAUGAGGACUCGAAUAAUCGGGCGAAGAUCUACAUGGCGGUUAUCCUGUGGAGCGUGGCGGGACUGAGUAUGGUGCGGUUUAUCGGCGCGCUUUGGUUUUUGAUUGUGCGCAUGUUCCGCGGUGUCUAAACGCCGCUCGAUACGUUUGGUUUCGGUGUCCGGUUCUCACGAAACGGAUUUUGUCUAUCUACCAUGUUUCUACCAUCUUUGUUCCCGUCCCGUGUUUUGGGUCGAAGAUCGCAUCGAAACCCAUCAUGAAAACUGCUGUUAUGUAUAUCAACCGAGCUGGUCUUGCAGCCGUUUGUUUUCUCCAUCUCAUGUCAAACUAUAUUGGGGGCACCCGGCUCGUUGUAUAAAAUUAUCGGUUCUUGGUUUCUGUGUGCAGUAUGAGAGAAUGUCGCUACGGAUUUGACUUUGAUACAUAAAGUCCCUUACUGACCGGUCCCGGUGACUGGGCUCAAACUCGAGUGAAUAAACCUAGCCGCAUGGAACAGUCGGCCGUCUCUGAGUCGGCGGAUAUAUACUCAAUUUGGAUCCUUAGUAUAUUCCGCUCGUGAGUUCGUGACAUUAGGC